This is a messenger RNA of Gongylonema pulchrum, 399 nucleotides long. NCBI's taxonomy places the organism in Eukaryota, Metazoa, Nematoda, Chromadorea, Rhabditida, Gongylonematidae. The record is from the annotation of a GenBank genome assembly.
AUGCUGGCUGUGGUGUUGGCUCUUUUGCUAUUAGCAAGCAGAAAAUGUCUGGCGAUGAAGAAUCAGUCAGUCGAAAUCCAAGGAAGAUUUCGUUGCGGUGAGGAUGUUCCCAGAAAUGCAACAAUUGAGCUGUGGAACGAGAAUCUGCCUCUGCUCACAUUUAUCUCGCAUUACAUUUUAAAUGAAGAGACUAAGUUUCCUGACAACAAGCUGGACACAACGCAUCCGGAUGACCUCGGUAAUUUCACGAUCAGAGCAACCAGUACGAAAAUUUUCGGUCUUUCACUCUAUUUGGUAGUUUACCACCAGUGCGAUGGUGUCCACUACAGCGACAGUCAAAACAGGAAGGAGGUUGUUGUUUUCGCUUACAUGAAAGAAAUAUUCAUUUGCGUAAUGUAA